GCAUAACCUUAAAUACAAUUUAUUUUCUUGAAUUUUUCUUUGAUUUUUAAAAGCAGAAAUAAAAUGAUAUUCCGUUCGUUUUUUCACCAAACACGGUCUUUUUCCCAGCAAGCUUUAAAAUUGAAAAAAAACCAUCGAAUGUCUGCAUGGCAAAUACAUUCUUAUGGAGAUAUCGAAGAGCUUCAAUUAGGAGAAAGUCGUAUUCCUGUUAUAAACAGUCCCGAGGAUGUUUUGGUGGAAGUUAAAGCAGGAUCUUUGAAUCCUAUCGAUUCUUUUAUGUUGGGUGGUUAUGGUCGUGCCUCUUUUCAAGUACUCAGAAACUAUCAAAUUGAAUUUCCUUUAACAUUAGGAAGAGAUUUUUCAGGCAUUGUUAUAGCUAAGGGACAUGGGGUAGAUAAUGAUGAAGUUAAGAUUGGUGACGAAGUCUAUGGUUUUGUGCCAAUUCAUAAACAAGGAGCCCUUGCUGAAGCUGUUUUAGCUUCAAAAUGUCAUAUUUUACCAAAACCAAAAAAUCUAACUCACGAACAGAGCGCCUCUCUAGUUUAUGCAACAAUGACUGCCUGGAGUGGUCUAUAUUUAGCUGGCAAUAUGAUUUUAAAACAAACUAAAGGUUUAAGGGUUUUGGUACUUGGAGGGUCUGGUGGUGUUGGUACUUCCGCUAUACAAUUAUUGAAAUCACAAGGAUGUGUUGUUUAUGCAACUUGCUCAAAUGAUGCUAUAGAGUUAGUAAAGUCCCUUGGAGCUGAUAUGGUUUAUGACCGAAACGAUCCCGAUUUUGAAAAAAAUGUCCAACUAGAAGGAAAAUAUCACAUUAUUCUUGAUGCAGCUAAUAUGGGCAUACAAAAUAUUCCUAGCAAAUGGCAAUAUGAGUCUUAUGUAACUUUAAAUUCGCCUCUAUUAGUUAACAAUGACAAAUACGGCUUAUGUACAGGCCUGUUAACUAGUGCAAGAAAUCUUAUAGAAUCGAAUGCGACAAGAAUUUGCGAAGGUAAAACUGUUAGAUGGGGCUAUUUUGUACCUUCCAAUACUGCUUUCAAGUUUAUUAAUGAAUUGAUUUGUGAAGAAAAGAUAAAACCAGUAAUUCAACAAAGUUUUAACUUUAAGGAAUUGCCGCUUGCCAUGGAAACACUAAGAAAGGGUCAUGCAAGAGGAAAAAUUGUUAUAACUCAUUAGGUUUUGUGAUGCAAUAAUGUAUUAAUUUAUUUUUAAUUUUAAAAACUAUUGUUUUUAAUUUGUUUUCUUAAAAUUAUUUAUCCACUGGCGCUAUACGAUUAAUUCGCAGUAGUUAAUGUCUCUUAACUCAAUAUUUAUAUGCGUUUAGGUAUUGUGAAACUUAAUCCCAUUUUCUACCCAAGCCCAUGUUUUACAUGAACUUUCACUACGUAAUUUGUACUCGUGAAAAUCUUUAAAACGUUAGACACGUCCUCGUUAAAUCUAGUGAUUUUUUUUUGGAUGCAAUCAAUGAGAUUUGACACACCUUUUAAUUGCUUUAUUUUAUGAUUCAACAAAAUCUUUUGUGAUAAAACAAUAGUUCUAGUAAUUUGCUUAAGUAAGGUGAUUAGGCAGAAGGGUUGACCAAGCACACAUUCAUCCAAAACAGUUUUUUUCUCACUCAGGAUUAAAAUAUUUCGAGUUCAAAGUUGAGAUUUCACAAUAAUAAAAAAUAGUCUUUGGUCAA
Ceutorhynchus assimilis (cabbage seed weevil) is the source of this 1678-nucleotide messenger RNA. Lineage: Eukaryota; Metazoa; Arthropoda; Insecta; Coleoptera; Curculionidae. The record is from the annotation of a GenBank genome assembly.